AUGGAGGGUCAGGAACUGCCUUGUGUGCUGAUUGACUCUAUAGGGGGGGAGAGCGGAGUGUAUGAAGACCAUAUCGAAUUCCUGGAGAAACAUUUUCAUCUCAUCACCAUGAAGGAAUAUGUUGAAAACAAGCAAUCCCUCAGCAAAAAGAUCAGAGCUAUUUACGUAUGGUAUCACAAACCGGUUAUUAACGAAGAGCUGCUCCAGAGCUUGCCGAACCUGAAGAUAGUUGCAAGCGCUGGAGUGGGAAUAGAUCACCUGGACCUGAACCUCCUCUCCAGCUACGGGGUGAAGGUGUCCAACACUCCAUUCGCUGUUUCCACGGACACUGCGGACUUUGCGAUGGCUCUGAUGCUGGCAUCUUCCCGCAGACUUGUGGAAGGCUACCAGAUGGCAGUCUGCCCCGACACGGAGUACUUCCCCGCUGGCUGGCUGGGCGCUGAGGUUUCUGGGGCGACCCUGGGCAUCGUAGGAAUGGGGACCAUUGGCUACAAAGUGGCCCAGAGAGCCAAAGCCUUUGAAAUGACAAUUUUGUACCACAACAGGAAUCGGAGAAACAAGGACGAAGAAAGCGCCGUCGGAGCUAUUUACUGCAAGAAGAUCGACGACUUGCUCCAGCAGUCGGAUUUUGUGCUGCUGUCUGUGAUCCUGACUCCACAGACGCACAAGCUGAUUGGGAAGAGGGAGCUGGAGCUGAUGAAACCCACAGCUACCCUCAUCAACAUCAGCAGAGGGCUGGUGGUGGAUCAGGAUGCUUUGGUGGAAGCCCUUCGAAAUGAUGUCAUUAAGGCAGCUGCGCUGGACGUGACGUACCCGGAACCUUUGCCAAGGGAUCACCCUUUGUUAAAGCUGAAGAACGUGAUAAUAACUCCUCAUAUAGGCAGUGCCACCCGAAAGACACGCCGCGUUAUGAUGGAAAACAUGACGGAAAGCAUACAAGCGGGUCUUGCAGGUCUUCCUGUCCCCAAUGAAGUGUUGCUGUAA
This is a messenger RNA of Apaloderma vittatum (bar-tailed trogon), 984 nucleotides long. RefSeq names its product glyoxylate reductase/hydroxypyruvate reductase-like. The record is from RefSeq and is a predicted model, not a curated record. Gene Ontology annotation, cellular component: cytosol. The transcript has 5 exons. Gene Ontology annotation, molecular function: hydroxypyruvate reductase [NAD(P)H] activity; glyoxylate reductase (NADPH) activity; NAD binding. Bases 1 to 984 code for a protein of 327 amino acids. Lineage: Eukaryota; Metazoa; Chordata; Aves; Trogoniformes; Trogonidae.